This is a messenger RNA of Diuraphis noxia (Russian wheat aphid), 1608 nucleotides long. RefSeq lists its product as uncharacterized. Lineage: Eukaryota; Metazoa; Arthropoda; Insecta; Hemiptera; Aphididae. The record is from RefSeq and is a predicted model, not a curated record.
AUGCCGGGUACUUCUAAUGUGACUAAAGCUCAGCGUGCUAUUACGCGGGCACGUUUCAUGCGUGAUCGUCAUUUUGAAUCAAUUCGUGAAAUGCAUACACUCGCUGUGCAUGUCGAGUCAGGCGAUGUCGAAAAGUGUGAGCUUGACGUACGUAUUGAUUCGUUUGAGACAGUUGUUUCAAAAUUUCGUUUAGAACAGGAGGCUGUUGUCGAUGCACUUAUUAUGAAUGACAAUAUCGGGGAAUUCAACGAAGCUGAUGAGCCUGUCUCCAAGUCCGUUGAAGAAAUGUAUUUUAAAAUAAAGCAUAUCAUAUCUCGUUUAUCAAAAAAAGAUUCUCAAUCGACUACGAUAGCCKCACCAACGCUAAGCGCGUUACCGAAAAUUGAGUUGCCCAAAUUUAACGGCGAUGUUUUGUCUUGGUCUCUCUUUCGAGACACAUUUUUAUCUGCCGUUCAUGAGAACCCGGAUAUAAGUGAUAUUCGACGGUUCCAGUAUCUUUUAAUGUGCGUAACGGGAUCGGCACUUACCAUAGUUAAAACKUUUCCGUUAUCGGCGUCAAAUUACAAAUUAGCGUGGGGAGCGUUAUUAAAUCGUUUCAAUAAUCAACGACUUUUAGCUACCGCCCACGUCGAUAAACUGUUUACUUUUAAACCAAUAGCGCAAGAAUCAUUAUCUGCAUUGAACGCAUUUGUCAAUGUUUUUCGGGAAAAUAUUGCCGCCAUAAAGGAACUCGGUGUCAAUGACCUCGUCGGUUUCAUUCUAUUUCAUCUCGCUUCAAAGGCACUAGAUUCAGCCACUCGUCGUUCGUUCGAAAUAAGUUUGGCGCCAAAUCAAAUGCCAGAUUUUGAUUUAUUAUUAGAAUUUGUUCAACAACGCUGUAAAGUUCUCGAAAACAUACAAGGUUCUGUAAGAGUUGAGCGGGCCGAGAAGAAUGUUACAACCGGUAGAUCUCGUCAAACUUCAAAAUCGUUUAUGUCAACUACAUAUGAAAAAUCGGUUAAUCAAAAACAGUUUAAAUGUGCGUUCUGCAACGAAGCUCAUACUAUUUAUCGAUGCGUGGCUUUUCAGCAGACUACCGUCGAAAAGCGUCGAGAUUUUGUAUCUACCAACAAAUUAUGUUUUUCAUGUUUGAGUACUUUGCAUAUGGUAAAUAAAUGUUCUUCAAAGUCAAGUUGUCGCAUUUGUCAGAAACGACAUCAUACCUUAUUACACUUAACAACGCCAACUUCAAACAUCACGCAGGUUUCGGAUCAAUCCAACACCAACGUCGUGGAUUCAUCUAUCCCUGGGUCUAGCAGUCAAGUGCAAUUUUCUGGAACUUCACGAACAAACUCCAUGGUAGUAUUUGGGACAGCAAUUGUCCGUGUAAAGGACAGUUGUGGCGUUUUACAUUCUGUAAGAGUUCUUUUGGACAGCGGUUCACAAAUUUCAGCCAUCACCAGUAGUUGUGUGUCACGCAUAGGUCUCGCCAAGCACAAGUGUUAUACCGAAAUUGUUGGUCUUGCACAAAAUCCUGUUGCAAAAAUAAAAGGCGUGACCAAUUGUCAAUUUAUUCCACACCAUAGUACAAAUUAUACAUUUAAAUGUAGUUUCAUAAUUGAUCGGUAA